UCACCCGACGAUGUGAUCAAGCAAACGUUGCUCUCUGUGGUACAGGUGUGGCUGGACAGGUUGCAGAAGCAGGCAGUCGUGACAACAUUCUUCGUCUCCAUCGACAGCUUGCUGUUCUCCCUCACUUCGAACACUCGAAGCGACAACCUUAGCGGAUGGUCCGUACGAGAUGAGGUCAUCAAUGGGAGCCUGGGAGGUGCAAUCAUCUUCCAUGUCUGUGCCUCCAUCGUCGCCUACAUCGGGUCGUUCGUCUUGAUUCGUUACCGUCUCAACGACGCAGAGCGGGCAGAGCAGAAAGUCAUACCGAGACGAUGCGCGACGCCCCCGCGAACGACGACGCGCGCAAGGGUCCAACCAUGGGCAUCGUCGACCCUCCAACUCAAUAGCUCUGCGUUGGGCCCGACCAGCCCCGUGGACUUCAGCGCGCUUACGGAAGCUAUCGCCUCUGUCCCGGACCAGGUCAACGCGGAACUCCGCGGCCUCGUCAGUGUCUAUCGUAGCCACCCGCUUCGGUACCUGUGCGGCUGCGGACGCCGCAGCCGCGCGCGCGAAGACAAGUCUACCGCGAUGCAAGGCCCGCAACCUCCGACGGCGAUCGACACCGCGAUCGAGACACUCAAAGACAUGGUCAGCACACUCGAGCGCGCACACUCUGUGUGUGCGGGCAUGUCUUCCCUCGGCUUCCUCCUCGCGCUCAUUGGCAUUCUCACCUACGCCUGGACGGCGGUCCCGAUCGAGAUCAGUAUCUUCGUCAGCGCUUGCCUUGGCUGCUGUGGGAUCGCCGCUUCCAUCGCUCUGUGGUGA
Molecule: messenger RNA, 804 nt
Organism: Epithele typhae
Lineage: Eukaryota; Fungi; Basidiomycota; Agaricomycetes; Polyporales; Epitheliaceae
Exons: 5
Source: RefSeq, a predicted model, not a curated record